This is a messenger RNA of Spodoptera litura, 2628 nucleotides long. Its product is annotated as mitochondrial genome maintenance exonuclease 1. Gene Ontology annotation, cellular component: mitochondrion. Gene Ontology annotation, biological process: mitochondrial DNA replication. Gene Ontology annotation, molecular function: single-stranded DNA exodeoxyribonuclease activity. NCBI's taxonomy places the organism in Eukaryota, Metazoa, Arthropoda, Insecta, Lepidoptera, Noctuidae. The record is from RefSeq and is a predicted model, not a curated record.
CUUUUUUAAUUUUCAAUGAGUAAAAUAUAAAAGAGCUUCGAUUUCAUUUCAUCAUAUUUUGUCAAUUUUUGAUUAGGAUUGGAUUAGAACUUCUGAUGAAAUAUUUUAACUGUAUUUGAUCAUAUAAAAAAUUGUUAACUAAAAAUCAAAAGUACACUAAAGCUAAACUCCAAAUACACUAUGUUCCGACCAGUGUGCACGAUCGGCCAAAGAAUCUCAUUUGAGAGGAAAAGUAGAGAAUUUAUCAGGAAUAAAGUGGUUCGUCCCGCUUCGUUCUUGAAUGCUGCUGAAAAAUUAAAACUAUUUAACAAGGAGAAUAAGGAAUUGUUCGGGCCGUUAUUAGAGACAAGCAAACAGAAGAAACAGCGGACACGGAAGACGGCUAAAAAUAGGACAUCACAUCAAAACAACGACACGACUGCUUCAAACGAAAAUAAAUUGAAAUUCUUAGAAAGUACAGAGAGAAAUGGUAGACAGAGUCAGACAUUGUCUGGUUAUGUGAAGUAUAAUCCUGUGCUGGCAGUGAAUGUGUUGAAAACGAAAAUGUGGCAGAAUACUAGGCACUGUGUGAACUUUGUUGGUGUAGUCUUGAAUAAUACUGUGAGAGGUGUAGCUACCUCUGCAUCGUGUAAUGCAACCCGUAGCUCCCCAGCCCAGCCUGGCUAUGCAAGUGAGGACAAAAUCCUUCAAAUAAAACCACACAAGAAUGAUUAUGCUCAGCAGUAUCCUUCUGUGACCCUGAUAUUGAACAAGACUAUGACAGACGAGUCCAGGUCUGCAUUAGAAAAAUGGAAACAAGAACGAAUUGCUGAGAUGGGAUUGGAGGAAUUCACUAAAUUCUAUGCAGCGCAAAUGGCAGUUGGUACGAAAUUCCAUAGUACCUUGAAGAACUACUUCACGCAGCCACAAACUCAGCUUCGCAUUGAAAAGGAGGUCGAAGGUGUUUGGGUGUCAGUAGCUGAUGUUUUGAAACACAUUUCGUCACCAAAAGCGAUAGAAUCAAAUGUCAUACACCCUGUAUUGAAGUACAGGGGGAUUUUUGAUGCAAUUGCGGAUUAUGAGGAGAAGCCAACUCUGAUCGAAUGGAAGAAAUCGGACAGGCCUCGUAAAUCGAUAGCGAAUACUUACGACAACCCUGUCCAACUAGCUGCUUACUAUGGCGCAGUAUGCCACGACUUGAACUACAAACAUUUGAACGUGCGAGACGCCUUAUUAGUCAUAGCAUACACAGAUGGAUCUAAAGCUGAUGUUUAUCACCUCUCUUCGGAUAAACUAAGGGAGCACUGGGCACAAUGGCUCAUCAGAUUAGAGGAAUACACAAAAAAGUUCGGUAAUGACUCUGAGAAACUGUUAAAAGGCGGGAAAAGAUUGUUUGAGGAAGAUAUCGGGAAUCUCCAGUAAGUUACGUGGAGCCAGAUAAGAGACAAGACAAUUGAAAAUGGAUAACAUAAAAUGUUAAGUUUUGGUAAUUACUACACCCGCCUUAUUCACGUGUUGUUUCCUACACAUUAUUAUAAAGGCAUCAGUUAAGAAACCAAGUGCAAAGUGGCUUCAAUUCACGUUACCAUACACUUGGAAGUAUCGGAAAAUACAUUUUUAAGUAUGUAUUUGGUGAGAAGGCUUUGUAUAUAAACUGAUUUCAAACUUUUGAUACCUUUUUAGGAAGUGACCAAUAGGAAAAUUCUGUUCAUAUCAUAAUACAAUAAACAUCGAAAUAUACUAAUGGACAUGCCUUAGAGAUGAGAAUUAUGGCAAUCCGAAAGAAAGAGACGAAACGUAGUUUCGGUCUAUGUUUAUCUCUCUCAAAAUAGUACCGUAGUUAAAACGUUAUGAGCGAGAAAGAGAUAGCGGUAGACCGAAAGCAUAGGCUAUCUCUCUCACUCUUUUCAAACCAAAAAAUUACUGCAGAUUAUACGCGUACGGCAUGUCCAUUAGUUAUAUGUCGAUGACAAUACACAAGUGGCUUUAAAUGGACGAUGUAGGUCUUCUCUGCAAAUAAAUCAACAACUAGCUUGCUAACAAUAAGUCAAUAAUUUGAUUUGCUUUAAUCAAUAUCGAUUGUUCGUUCCUAUAUAGUAACUCCCACCUUUAUUCCUCAAUAAUAAGGUUUCAUUUGCAAAUGAUGUCACUUAGCUAGAAUUUUCAGAACAAAAAGGUAACGAACUUAAAAUAGAGCAAUGUACGGAGAUGUUACAAAUACUUUGGCCCAUUUGAUUUGUUCAUGUGACAUAGUUGGCGAAAUGCCUAUUUCUAUUGAAGCUGUGAAGAAUGAUCGGUCAAGGAUUUAUGACAAGACUUCGAGUGUAAUAUAUUAUUAUUUUGUGGAAUAUUUCAUUAAUAUGUCUAGUAUGGAAAUAUACGAAUUUGUUAAUUGGGAGAUCCAUUCUUAGACACGAAUGGACCGGCUGAACCGGAGAGAUACCACGACAUCCCAAAAAACAACCGCGAAACAACGCAUAGGAUUUGUUUCGCUGUGUGAAUGAGGCCCAACCAGCGUUUGUAACUACUCUAGUAUUACGGCUUGCAAUCAGACUAUCAGAGGCCUUAAUAGUACGAGUUUGUUCUACGUUUGAAGUAUUCGAAACGAGUUCGCGUUUGGCACUCUGAUUGGCCGGCGCCAAUGAACCA